This is a messenger RNA of Neospora caninum, 2544 nucleotides long. RefSeq lists its product as hypothetical. The record is from RefSeq and is a predicted model, not a curated record. The transcript is spliced from 20 exons. Lineage: Eukaryota; Apicomplexa; Conoidasida; Eucoccidiorida; Sarcocystidae. Gene Ontology annotation, cellular component: endoplasmic reticulum. Gene Ontology annotation, biological process: endoplasmic reticulum membrane fusion. The coding region runs from base 1 to 2544 and encodes 847 amino acids. Gene Ontology annotation, molecular function: GTPase activity; GTP binding.
AUGUCGCUGCUAGCUCGCGAGGAGUCUCCCUCCCGAAUCAAAAAGGGAGAGACACUCGAUGGUGGCCAACUCAUCCAAAUCAUCGACUACGAUGGAGACAUCGUGGGAGACAUAGACGCGUGGAUGAAGCGGCAGAACCUCGCCGACGUCGGCUUCAACUACAAUGUGAUCACCAUUCUAGGUUCUCAGUCGAGUGGGAAAAGCUCGCUGAUGAACGCACUCUUCAAGUGCAACUUUCAGGUGAUGGACCACGUCCACGGACAUUCGCAGACGACGAAGGGGAUCUGGCUAGGCCGCGACGGCAUUUCGGCCGCCUCGAACGCGCCGCCGUGUUUGGUUGUCGACGUCGAGGGAAUCGACAGCAGAGAGCGCGGCGAAGAUCGACAAACCUUCGAGCAUCGAAGUGCGCUCUUCGCCCUCGCCCUCACCGACUGCCUCUGCAUCAAUGUGUGGUACCACUCGCUCGGCAACUUCACUGCUUCCGGCUACGGCCUGCUGAAAACCGUCAUGGAAGUGAAUCUCGAACUCUUCGCGCAAGACAAAAACACUCCGCGCACGCUCCUGCUUUUCGCCGUACGAGACUGGGCUGAGGUUAUGACGCCCUUAGAAGUUGUUAAGGAGAAGAUUGCUCGAGAGUAUGUAGAGCGAAUAUGGAACGAAAUCAAAAAGCCGGCUGCGUACGAGAACUCGACGCCCUACGACCUCUUUGAUUUCCAGGUGUUUGGCCUCGCGCACAAAUUCAUGAAUCCCGAGCAGUUCGACCGCGAUGUGGCGGCGCUGAGAGAAAUGUGGCGAACUUCUCUCCGCCCUCCUCGUUACUCCCGGCACGUCCCCGCGGACGGCUUCGCCCGAUACGCAACUUCCAUCUGGGAAGUGAUUAAAGAGCAGGAGCAACUGAACAUUCCGAAUCAGAAGGAGAUGCUGGCUAUUUAUCGCUGUCAAGAAAUAAAAACGUCGGUCUUAUCCAGCCUCGCCGGCGAAGUCUCCGCAACGCAGGCGAAAGUUCAGCAGGGCCAGAUGGACGAGGGCGCAUUCUCUCAGUGGCUGCAGCGGGUGGCUACAGCGGCUCUCGCGGAGUACAUGGAGCAUGCCUCGCGGUACCAGAGCGACGUUUGUCGGCGCGUUAAAGGUGAACUUCUCGAGGGCCUCACAUCAACCGUGCAGCCUGUUGUCGACGGCCUCUUGAGUCGCGCGCGCGACGCCAUCGCAAAUGAUUUUUUGGAGAAACUCACGGCGUCGCUCGCCGGCCGGCUGGUCCUCGACGCGUGGAGCACCUACAACGACUCGUCUGCAGAGCUUCUGCGAGAUGCGCAGCAGCGUUUCCUGGCUGCGGCCAGAGCAUGCAACGCCGACCUCCCAGACGGAUCGCAUAUCGCCUUUUCCACAGAGCUCGUUCUCGACGGCAUGACGCACAUGUUGACGAAGGACAUUGAGACUGUCAGGGACAAGCAGCAGGUCCAACUCGUUGGCCUUCUCCAGACGACGUGCGACGGCAAACUCAUCGGCGUGGCUGACAGUCUCUCUUCAAGAGGCUUUACCCCGCUAAAGUUCUGGGAGAUCUGCCGCUCGAAGGCAGCCUCGGCCGCCGGGGACUGCUUCAGCAUGUUUUUCAACGCUCACCGAGGGCUUUCGUCUCAAGACGGGACAGAAGGCUCGGACGAGUCGAGGAAAGUGGAAUUCGAAAUUCAGUGUCGCGUCCUCGCCCUCACGCAACUCAGGAAACAAAUCGAAAACGUCGUCGCAAACCUCCACGUCCUCAUUCUCGACCGUUUCCAAACGUUCUUCAGCUACGACGAAGAAGACCAACCGCGGCAGUGGGAGUCUCUGUCUCCGGAGCAACUUCAAAAAAUCUUUGUCGAGGCGAAAGAACAAGCUCUAGUGCUCCUUCCUACGUUCACUUGCAUGCGCCUGCAUCCUCUCUCGGUUGCGACGCCGACGUUGGUGCCCGCGUCGGCUCCUCGGGGGCCGGGCGUGCCUUCUUCGCCGUCUUCGGCGUCGGAGUUUUUUGAGACGUCGGUUCUUUCUGAGUCGGAAAAAUGCGAGCUGACUCCUUUUCUUCCGGCGCGUUUCUUCUCGGAUCUCCUGGACGCUCUGCAGACGCAGGCAACGCACCAAAAGACGCUUCGCCAAAUGCAGCAAAUGUGUCGAGACGCCCAGAUGCUCCAGCAGGGCCGAGCCGCUGUCUCCUGGCGAAGUGUCCCUCUGUGGGGUUGGCUGGUACUGCUCGCCCUCGGAUGGAACGAACUCGCGGCUUUGCUCCACUUUGUCACAGGGAACUGGAUCCUUCUUCCCUUCUUUCUUCUGACGGUCGUCGCGGUCGCGGCCGCAGUCUUCACCGGAAACGUCGGAGUGGUGCUCGCCAGUUUUAAUCACUUUGUCCUCCUCGCGAAAACCGUCGCCGUUCCCGUCGCCAAACAAAUCCUCAUCAAGGCUCUGAACGCUGUGGAGCCGCAACCCGCGGCCGCGCGGCCAGCGCGCUCAGCGCGCGAAAUCUCUGCGAGUGCCCUCGGAGGCGCAAAAGCGCCUGAGACGAUUUCGAGGUAA